Penicillium nucicola is the source of this 1323-nucleotide messenger RNA. Its product is annotated as RelA/SpoT. The transcript has a single exon. The record is from RefSeq and is a predicted model, not a curated record. The coding region runs from base 1 to 1323 and encodes 440 amino acids. Lineage: Eukaryota; Fungi; Ascomycota; Eurotiomycetes; Eurotiales; Aspergillaceae. Gene Ontology annotation, biological process: guanosine tetraphosphate metabolic process.
AUGGCCACACAAAGCACAACUCAGCAGUCCCUGAUUUCCUUGUUCAUGAUUCAAUAUGACCAACAUGAGUAUGAAAAUCUGGCGAAAAGAACUGCAGAAAUUUGCGAACGAGCCCUUUUAGAGAAAAAUAUACGUCACGAAACAGAGAGCCGGGGAAAGGAGACUGAAAGCCUCCGAAAGAAGAUUGAGCAGCGUGAGCGUAAGAAAGGUCUAUACAAGUCCCUGAAGGAUAUAUUUGAGGAUGUCGUGGACCUUGCUGGGGCUCGCAUUAUUCUCAAAAAGUGGGAAGAUAGGGAUUGCGUCAGGGAUAUCAUGCACGAGCUUUUCGAGGUGGAGGAGGAGAGACCGAUGAAAGAAAAGAGUGGAUACGAGGCGAUACAUUAUCGUGUCUACUUGAAACAAGAUAUGAUCAUAUGGGACUCGUCCACGACAGGAGUGAGGCCGAGGGUUGAGAUUCAAGUUCAGUCAAUUUACAUGGCGCAGUGGGCCCAAGAUGAACAUGACAGUCGGUAUAAGUCAUCCAGGCAUCCGAGUCGCGGAUUGAGCAAUAAUUUCGAUUUGCUAGCUCAAUUGAUCCAAAUAACUCAAAAAAUGGGUCAGACCGCAAGAGAAGACAGCGCCAGGGAAAAUGCAGAGUACAAGCAAAAGUUCAGCGACCGCAAAGCCGUCGGCCUACAUCUGGAGAAUUGGAUCAGCAAGUAUGCUGCAGACUGGGUAAAAGACAAAAAGAUGAAAACAGGAUCUUCUACAGCUCUGACAAUCUUUUUGGAUGCUCGUAAUUGGAGCACACCCGAGUCUCUUGAUCUAUUGCUCGAGAAACACCUUGGAAAUGGCGUGCAGGACGAAUACUCAAACAUCGCAAAGGAUUAUGCGGGAAUUGAGUUGAACAUUGUGAUUUAUCUGAUUGACCGCGAGGUCUUGAAACACAACACGCAUGCUUUUGAAGUCUCCAGCGACUAUCAUGAACAUGCCUACAAGAUCCGAGUGAUCUUGAGCACGUUCAUCUGGAUGAAGCGUCUUUUCAUGCCAGCGUUGGAAUGGCAGGUUCUAUUCGCGCCUCUGGAAGACCGAGAAAUUCUUCGACAUGGCAUUGCUUGGCUGGGGAAUAGAGCCCGGCAAAACCUGAUUGCACAGGGAGGGAAAUCGUUGACUUCUGAUGAAAUCGGUAAAUUGAACAGUCUUUGGCAUUGGUUUUGCAGAAAUCACGAACGACCGAUCCGGGUGGCUUUUACGAUGUCAAACCAGGGGGUUAUCAGAGAUCUCAACGGAGAAAAUGAUGAGCUAGAAAAUGCGCUUGGGCCGCUUAGGCGGUCCUUGAGUUAG